This is a messenger RNA of Papaver somniferum (opium poppy), 768 nucleotides long. RefSeq lists its product as uncharacterized. The record is from RefSeq and is a predicted model, not a curated record. The coding region runs from base 35 to 622 and encodes 195 amino acids. The transcript has 2 exons. NCBI's taxonomy places the organism in Eukaryota, Viridiplantae, Streptophyta, Magnoliopsida, Ranunculales, Papaveraceae.
UGUUGAAUCAAGAAGCUAUGGUUCGUCAAAAUGGAUGGCUUCAUCAUCUGAUAAUAAUAUACAGAGAGGACGGAAGGUUUUUAUCAGUGAAGAACAUAUUUCUUGGGUUUUAACAAGGUAUAGUGCACCAACAAUACUAGAUUUACUCAAGGAAGUUGCUCAGUAUCUGGAUGUGAAAAUAAAUUGGAAUGUGGUGGUCAAGAAGACGACGACCGGUAUUACUAAUGCCUGGGAGUAUCAGAUGUUAUGGAGACAUUUGGCCUAUUGCGAUAAGCUGCCAGAAACAGUAGAAGAAAAACUUGAGGAAAAGCGGUUGGAUGAUGAAGAUAGUGAGUUCGAGUAUGAGUUGGAAGCUUUUCCUCCUGCUACUGAUGAAGCAUCAUUACAGGCUGCAGCUUGUGUUAAGGUAUUGCUUGCUUCUGGCUUGCAAGAUGACGAAGGAGGAGGUUUUGCAACUGUAGAAGCUCCAUUGACUAUAAAUGUACCUACUUGGCAGGGUUAUAAAAGUCUAUUGGAUGAUCCUCCGCUGUGCGGCUCAAAGGGAAUAAGUAUUACUGUUACAGUUUCUGUACAAAAACAAUUGUUCGACUGCAGUGAAAACAAAUGCAGUGACAACAGCUGAAGGUUUGGAUGCAACUGUGUCAAAUGCUGGUGGCCAGCCUGCAAAAGGAAAAAGGAAACCUUCAAAGGCUUGGACUGCGGAGGAGGAUGAUUUACUCAUUGCUGCUGUGGAAAAAUUAGGUGAAAAGAAUUGGGCGAAGAUUCUUA